Melopsittacus undulatus (budgerigar) is the source of this 1739-nucleotide messenger RNA. RefSeq names its product myosin light chain kinase, smooth muscle-like. The transcript is spliced from 10 exons. The coding region runs from base 327 to 1580 and encodes 417 amino acids. Gene Ontology annotation, cellular component: cytoplasm; nucleus. The record is from RefSeq and is a predicted model, not a curated record. Lineage: Eukaryota; Metazoa; Chordata; Aves; Psittaciformes; Psittaculidae. Gene Ontology annotation, biological process: protein phosphorylation; positive regulation of apoptotic process; intracellular signal transduction. Gene Ontology annotation, molecular function: ATP binding; protein serine/threonine kinase activity.
GGAGGGAUAUUCUUGGCUGUACCCAGAGAGAGCCCCAGUGUGUCCCCAUAUACAUAGGCCCAAUUGUCCUUGACCCACAACACCACCUCUUCAUUCCCCCUCCAGCUCCGUGGUGGCUCUGUGGUGACCAGAAGGAUCAGGGACCUGCUGGUGGCUUGGGACAGAACUGGACAGUGACAGGGAGAAGGUGUCCCAACAGCCGGAGCGGACACGUGUGCAUUGCCUCAGCACCUCAACCCCAGCACAGGGCUGCUGGGAACCUCAAGGCCACAUCCAGCACCCGUCCUGACUGCACCAGCACCUAGGGAGGAACUGGUGUUGCCACCAUGUCCCAGGCAGAAGGAGGUGAGGAGAUGUUUGAAUACUGUGAUGUGGUCAUCAACAGCCAGGAGCAGGUUUCGGAUGUGUAUAUGCAGCUGGAGAAGCUGGGAGAAGGGAAGUUCGGGAUGGUGUUCCGCCUGCAGGAAAAAGCCACUGGCAAAAUCCGGGCUGGGAAAUACUUCCGGACACGCACAGCAAAGGAGAAGCAGGCGGCUUGGGACGAGGUGGAGCUCAUGAACCUGCUGCAUCACCCGCGCCUCGUGCAGUGCCUUGCUGCCUUCCAGGGCCCCACCGAGCUGGUGAUGGUGAUGGAGUACAUGGCAGGUGGGGAGCUCUUUGAGCGCAUCGUGGCUGAUGACUUUGAGCACACAGAGCCCAGCUGCACCCAGUACCUGCGGCAGAUCCUGGAGGGGUUGCAGUUCAUGCACGGUCAGGCCAUCGUCCACCUCGACCUCAAGCCUGAGAACAUCAUGUGUGUCAGCCCCAGCAGCCACUGCCUCAAGAUCAUUGACUUUGGCUUGGCACGGAAGCUGGCUCCAGACACCCCUGUGAAAGUGUUACACGGCACCCCUGAGUUCAUGGCUCCAGAAGUGGUCGCCUUUGAGCCCGUGGGCUUCUCCACAGACAUGUGGAGUGUUGGUGUCAUUUGUUACAUCCUGCUGAGUGGGGAGUUCCCCUUCCAGGGGGACAAUGACAUGGAGACACUAAGCAACAUCACAGCUGCCCAGUGGGACUUUGAGGAGGAGACCUUCUCAGAGAUCUCCCAGCUAGCCAAGGACUUCAUCAGCCAACUGCUGCAGAAGGACCCCUGGAGCCGGCUCUCCAGUGCGGAGGCCCUGCUGCACCCCUGGCUGCAGCAGCCCCAGCCCUGCAGCACGAAGGUGCUGCCCAAGGAGAGGAUCAAGCAAUUCCUGACCCAUCAGAAGUGGCAGAAAACAGGCAAAGCCCUGCUGGCCCUCAACAGGCUGACCCUGCUGUCCCGGAGCCUGGAAAGGAAAGUCUUGGAGACUCAGGAUGAGGAAGACCUGGGCUGCAGCCCAGAGGAGGACCAAACCUCUGGGCCUCAGCUCCAACAAGGUUCCAGCGUAUUGGAGCUGCUGCCAGACAAAAAGGAGGAGGAAGAAGGGAGCACUGCAGCCACAGGGGAGGCAGAGAGUGCUUCCAGUGUGGCCGUGCCACCCAGACCUAGACCACCUAGAGCUGCUGCUGGGAGAAGAGAAGGGACCAAUGGGGGUGAAACCUCCUCCAGCAGCUCAUGAUGACCUGGCCAGCCUGGGGUGGACCCAGAGCCCAGGGCUCCUCUCCCAUGGGUGAGAUCUGGGGUCCCAUGGUGUUCCUGUUCAGCAAGGAACUGGUACUCCUGUCUGCAUGGCCCCCUGGGCUUGAGCUGUCACAAUAAAGCACUGAGAAUCUCUGUA